GCCUCGCAGUCAGAAAGCUCCAAUCAGGAGCUCCGAAGGUGUCUCGAAGGCCCGUCCCCUCCUCCCCUGUCCACUUCUCUUCCCCCCCCUUUUUCUACCCCCCCACCUUAAGUCUUGCGGACUUGGGGGGCUUCGGGGUUUGGGCGCGAUGAAAAGUGUCUGCCCAGUCAUUUCCGGUUUUUCUUCCCCUAAUCCCUCAGCUGCUGCUGCUGCUCAGGAGGUCAGAUCUGCCACUGAUGGUAAUACCAGCACCACUCCGCCCACCUCUGCCAAGAAGAGAAAGUUAAACAGCAGCAGCAACAGCAGCAGCAGCAGCAACAGUAACAGUAGUAACGAGAGAGAAGACUUUGAUUCCACCUCUUCUUCCUCUUCCACUCCUCCUUUACAACCCAGGGAUUCGGCAUCCCCUUCAACCUCGUCUUUCUCCUGCCUAGGGGUUUCGGUGGCUGCUUCCAGCCACGUACCAAUACAGAAGAAGCUGCGUUUUGAAGACACCCUGGAGUUUGUAGGGUUUGAUGCGAAGAUGGCUGAGGAAUCCUCCUCUUCCUCCUCCUCAUCUUCACCAACUGCUGCAACAUCUCAGCAGCAGCAACUUAAAAAUAAGAGUAUAUUAAUCUCUUCUGUGGCUUCGGUGCAUCACGCAAAUGGCUUGGCCAAAUCUUCUACCACCGUCUCUAGCUUUGCUAACAGCAAGCCUGGCUCUGCUAAGAAGUUAGUGAUCAAGAACUUUAAAGAUAAGCCUAAAUUACCAGAAAACUACACAGAUGAAACAUGGCAGAAACUGAAAGAAGCAGUGGAAGCUAUCCAGAAUAGUACUUCGAUAAAGUACAAUUUAGAAGAACUCUAUCAGGCUGUAGAAAAUCUCUGUUCUUACAAGAUUUCUGCAAACUUAUACAAACAGCUGAGACAGAUUUGUGAAGAUCACAUCAAAGCACAAAUUCAUCAGUUCAGAGAGGAUUCUUUGGAUAGUGUUCUUUUUCUAAAGAAGAUCGAUAGAUGCUGGCAGAACCACUGUAGACAAAUGAUCAUGAUCAGGAGCAUUUUUUUGUUUCUGGAUAGAACUUACGUUCUUCAAAAUUCAAUGCUACCCUCCAUUUGGGACAUGGGACUGGAGUUAUUUAGGGCUCAUAUUAUAAGUGAUCAGAAAGUCCAGAAUAAGACAAUUGAUGGCAUUCUUCUCUUGAUUGAGAGGGAGAGAAAUGGUGAAGCAAUUGAUAGAAGUUUACUCCGAAGCCUUUUAAGCAUGCUUUCUGAUUUGCAAAUUUAUCAGGAUUCUUUUGAACAACGAUUUUUGGAAGAAACUAACCGGCUUUAUGCAGCCGAAGGCCAAAAAUUAAUGCAGGAAAGAGAGGUUCCUGAAUAUCUUCAUCAUGUUAACAAACGUCUAGAAGAAGAAACAGACAGACUUAUUACUUACUUAGAUCAGACCACCCAGAAGUCAUUAAUUGCUACUGUAGAGAAACAACUUCUAGGUGAACACUUAACAGCAAUUCUUCAGAAAGGUUUAAAUAACCUUCUUGAUGAAAACCGAAUUCAAGAUUUAUCUCUCCUGUAUCAGCUUUUCAGUAGAGUUCGAGGUGGAGUUCAGGUUCUCUUGCAACAGUGGAUUGAAUAUAUUAAGGCAUUUGGAAGCACUAUUGUAAUUAAUCCUGAAAAAGAUAAAACAAUGGUUCAAGAAUUACUGGAUUUUAAAGAUAAAGUUGACCAUAUAAUUGAUAUCUGUUUUCUGAAGAAUGAAAAAUUUAUCAACGCCAUGAAAGAAGCAUUUGAAACAUUCAUUAACAAAAGACCAAACAAACCUGCUGAACUCAUAGCUAAGUAUGUAGAUUCAAAGCUUCGUGCUGGCAACAAAGAAGCUACAGAUGAGGAACUUGAAAAGAUGUUGGAUAAAAUUAUGAUCAUAUUUAGAUUUAUCUAUGGCAAGGAUGUUUUUGAGGCCUUCUACAAGAAAGAUUUAGCCAAGCGCCUGUUAGUUGGGAAGAGUGCAUCUGUAGAUGCUGAAAAAUCAAUGCUGUCCAAACUUAAACAUGAAUGUGGAGCUGCUUUCACCAGCAAACUUGAAGGAAUGUUUAAAGACAUGGAACUUUCUAAAGACAUCAUGAUUCAGUUCAAACAGGUCACCCCCUGCAAACAGGCAGUGGAGCAAGUGAAAAACCGGAGACUUGGGCUGGCUGGUGGGUAUAUGCAGAAUCAGAACGUACCUGGGAAUAUUGAAUUAACUGUGAAUAUUCUGACAAUGGGUUAUUGGCCAACAUAUGUGCCUAUGGAAGUCCAUUUACCACCAGAGAUGGUAAAACUUCAGGAGAUUUUCAAGACAUUUUACCUAGGCAAACAUAGUGGCAGGAAACUUCAGUGGCAGUCGACCCUAGGACACUGUGUGCUAAAGGCCGAAUUUAAAGAGGGUAAAAAAGAACUUCAGGUGUCUCUUUUUCAAACACUGGUGCUGCUAAUGUUUAAUGAGGGAGAAGAGUUCAGUUUAGAAGAGAUCAAGCAGGCUACUGGAAUAGAGGAUGGCGAGUUAAGGAGAACACUGCAGUCUUUGGCCUGUGGCAAAGCUAGAGUUCUGGCAAAAAAUCCAAAGGGCAAAGAUAUUGAAGAUGGUGACAAGUUCAUUUGUAAUGAUGAUUUCAAACACAAACUUUUCAGGAUAAAGAUCAAUCAAAUCCAGAUGAAAGAAACGGUUGAGGAACAAGCAAGCACUACAGAAAGAGUAUUUCAAGACAGACAGUAUCAAAUUGAUGCUGCAAUUGUUCGAAUUAUGAAGAUGAGAAAGACACUUAGCCACAAUCUCCUUGUUUCUGAAGUGUACAACCAGUUGAAAUUUCCAGUAAAGCCUGCUGAUCUUAAGAAGAGAAUUGAAUCCUUAAUUGACCGGGACUACAUGGAAAGAGAUAAAGAAAACCCAAACCAGUACAACUAUAUUGCAUAAAAUUUUGGCCUUGGAGCAUUUUGUGUCUCAUGUUGUAGCCAGUGGAUAAACUAACCUGUUGAUCUUAUAUUAUUUGACUUCUUUUAUACUACCGAUGACCAAAUGAAGCAGUGUAAUGGAAAUAGUUGAGUUGACUUUUUCAGUGGUUAACAUGCCCAUUAAAAGAGUAAUUCUUACCUUUAAGAAGUAUGUUGUUGAACUCUUUGCAUGUUAUUUAGUAUGAUGAGCAGAAAACUCUUUAAGAAAGUACCUGGUCUUCAUGAUUCCUCUUUGGAACUGGGCAAGAGGUCCCUAUGGCUAUUAAAAAGGGGGGAGGCAGGGGCUCUUAUACACCAUUAAUUAUGAAGAAAAAGUUCAUUUGCCUAAGAUGUCAUUUAAAGAUACUUAAACUGCAUGCAAACUUUAUUUACUGUACAGAGUUAUGGAUGUAUUUAUCAAAUAGGAAAACCACCCUGGACUUGGUUGUUCACCUGUUGACAAGAAAAAUAAGUUGUCAUAGCUAUUGAUAUUUUACUAAGUAAUGUUCUGUUACACUGAAAGGGAUGUUUUCAAAAAAUUUAUUUGGAAACAAGUUUUCUUGUAGAAGGACAGUUGCUUAUGUAAUUUCUUGUAUAUACUCAUCCUUAAUUGUUCCAUUUAUGGCUAUGGGAUGUGUGUAUAUGGUUUAGCCCUGAGUUUACUGUGCUAACUAACAGGUACUUAUAAAAAUAGCUGAAAUAGAAAAUUGCUGAUCAUUUGUACUAGAAAAACACAGUGGGAGAGAAAAAAAAUCCAACCCUUUCUUCAUAUUAAAAAUAAAUACAAUAUGAACAUCGCGAAAGAGACCAAAACCCACAUAUUUUGUAAAUUUUUACACAAGUAAAAAUUCAUCAACUGGUUUUCAACUUCCUUUAGACUUUAAUGUUGUUUGGACAGUUUUUUCUUGAACUUGGACCAAUUGUAGAUUGUUACAGGCUUUUUAGGAUAUAGCAUUACUAUUUUCUCCACCAAAGUUUUUUUGCAAGCACCCCAACUCUUUGUUGGUAAAUAAACCUUUCCUAUCAUCAUUAUUCUAACUUCCUAAAGCCCUAGAUGUGAAGGUCCUCCCUCAUUUUCUCCACAUAUCCCCUAGUUGGGAAUUUCAAAUUCUGUAUUGUGCUGAUCUUAUUCCUUUCAAAAUUGCUUGAAGAUAAGAAUUCUCGUAGCCACUGGACAUCUACUUUUCAGGGGAAUGUCCUAGGAUUGUUCAGACCUAGAAAAUAGCAAAAGUGUUGUUCUUCAAAUUGAUAAUGUGAGUAAAAAGCUUCUCUUUACCAUCAGUGUUUUUGUUUGUUUGUUUGUUUGUUUGUUUGUUUCUGUGGGUUUUUGUUUUUUUGGAAUUUUUUUCCUCCUUGUUUGUUUUUCCUUCAAGCUUUGAAGGGAAUUGAUCUUGGACGAGAAGCCGAAAAUGUUGUUUUUGAAAAAUCAGAACUGCUUUAAUGCUUUUUGCAGCAAUAUAUUUCCUUGACUGCUUGAACCCAUUAGGAGGAAUACCUAUGUCCUAGCCGUCAACUGAGGAGACUUGGCUGUUAUGUCUGCUAUUGAUUAUUUUCUUGAGUUCAUAAAGUCCUGUGAACAGCUAUUUAAACAAAGUGGCCUAUUUCUUUCCAAUUGUGUCAGUGUACACAUUUGUGUAACAAUAUGUGGUAUUUCAAAUGCCUUCCUAAUUUCUUUUUGAGCAACCAUUACCUAUAUUUUCUCAGCUCCUCUGGUGUUUCCUUGCGUGAGCUCAUCCAACAAGGAAAUGCCACUAUUGUGUUUGCCCCUUCUCUAUACUGGUCCAUCUACAUUAGUGUUCUAACAUCCCUGAUGGUCUCUGAGAUAUGUAGACUGUUCCACAAAACUUGGUAGUUAUUCUUAAGGAAUUUUUAGGUAGAAUUGGUCCUGUUAGGAGGCGACUCUUGGUGUCACCUUUGUUAUCUUGAAAGCUGGUCCCUUCCCUGAGGCUCUUAAUUUUUUGAAAACUUCAUGCUGUUUCAGCUGAAAAAUUGGCAAGACUAUUUAAAAAAACAAGUUGAGGGGAGCUGUUUAAAUAAUUGAAAAGUAAUUGCAAACAACAUUGGAUAAUUGUGACUUUUCAGUUCUGUAUCAGUUUCAUUCUUGUGCUCUUUUCCCUAUGUACGUGGUGGUUCUAUUUUUCUCCAAUAAAACUUUUAUUUAAAAGUUUCUAGAGAAGACCUUUAAAAUUCAAAUAUUGUAAGACAGUUAUAAAACCACAGACCUUAAAAUAUCUAACGAUUUUUCUUAUUGGAUUCACGUUUGUCAAUUUUGUUAUUUUUAAAAUGUAUCUUUUUGUGGUGGUUUAGUGAUAAUGCUAUAGGAAUGUGGAAGAGGGAAGAGGGUAUGGUAAGAGGGUAUGGUAAAGGGUAAGUAAAAUUCCCAGGAAACCUUAAGGUGGUUAUUUAUUCUUAAAUGUCAUUUUAGAAGGAUCAAGUAUAACACUGUUUCAUUCAAAUCCUCAAAGUCAAAUAGUUGCAUAAGGUCAAUAUGAAACUAGUCUAGAUUUACAUUGAGGGAAAAAUAAAAGAUUAACUACU
This is a messenger RNA of Hipposideros armiger (great roundleaf bat), 5484 nucleotides long. It is a transcript of the gene CUL4B, whose product is annotated as cullin 4B. Gene Ontology annotation, molecular function: ubiquitin protein ligase binding. Bases 149 to 2929 code for a protein of 926 amino acids. The transcript is spliced from 22 exons. Gene Ontology annotation, cellular component: cullin-RING ubiquitin ligase complex. The record is from RefSeq and is a predicted model, not a curated record. Lineage: Eukaryota; Metazoa; Chordata; Mammalia; Chiroptera; Hipposideridae. Gene Ontology annotation, biological process: ubiquitin-dependent protein catabolic process.